This is a messenger RNA of Lactuca virosa, 1149 nucleotides long. NCBI's taxonomy places the organism in Eukaryota, Viridiplantae, Streptophyta, Magnoliopsida, Asterales, Asteraceae. The record is from the annotation of a GenBank genome assembly.
AUGUACAUGUGGUUCUCAUCACACAAAGUGGAUGAUAAGGAAAAGAAGCAUGGCACAAAGAUAAAAGAAUAACGUUCUCCCCAAAUUGUUGGUUCAAUUAAAAUGUCGAUUAUCGCAUUCAAAGAGAUCUUCAAUUCAUCAUCGUCAUCAUCCGGUGGAAGUGAAAAAACCUACAGUUUCACGGCCUUUCUAAUUCACGGCUUAUUGGGUUGCGGAGAUGACUUUGCAGAUUUCGCCAACUCCCUCGUUACUUCUCUCUCUACUGAUUGGAGGAUGGUUCUUGUGGAUUUGAGGUGUCAUGGGAACUCAACUGAUCGAGAAGAUGUUGUUAUCGGGCAUUCUUUAGGUGGUAAGGUGGCCUUGCAAUAUGCUUCAAGUUGCGCUAAUGGUGAUUAUGGUGAUUCAGCACAAUUGCCUAAACAGGUGUGGGUAAUAGAUGUUGGACCUGGAAAAGCCGAAGAUAAAAGUCAAUAUCAAGAACUGGUGAAUGCGUUGCAAAAGUUGCAUACACUUCCGUCGCUUUUCCCAUCACAAGAGUGGCUGUUGAAUCAGAUGAUUGAUCUUGGGUUUCCAAAGUUCUUAUCAGAGUGGAUAAGCAACAGUCUCAAGAAAUCAGGAGAAUACAUGACAUUUUCAUUCGAUAUUGAUGGUGCUAUACAGCUGUUCGAAUCCGCCGUAGAAAGUGAUUAUUGGUCAUUGCUUGAGGAAACUCCAAGGGGAAUGGAGAUAGCUAUAGUGCGUACUGAAAGCCAACUCUCGUGGACUCAGGAUGUGGUAGAGAGGCUCGAGAGUCUUGCUAGCCGAGAAAGUGAUGAAUCAAGAGGCAAAGUCUCGGUUUAUGUUGUUUCCGAUUCAGGACACUGGAUUUACAAGGAUCAACCAGAGAGGCUGUUGGAGAUUAUGGCCCCAAAAAUAGUCUCUUUGGUUCACUGGAAGUUGUAACUUGUACGAGCCUUUUUAGAUCAAUAUGUGCAGCUUUCUCUCUUAAAUCAGAAGCCUGUCGUAUGUUGAUCAUUCACAGUUUGACACGGCUGUGAUAACUAUCACUAUAACUAGUUGAUUUGUUUAAUAUGUAAAAAUAUAUGAUCACUACACCUAUAAAAAUACAAGUAUGUUGACUAGUAAUUACAAUAUUUUGUUUAAAUAUAU